Molecule: messenger RNA, 1054 nt
Organism: Rhodofomes roseus
Lineage: Eukaryota; Fungi; Basidiomycota; Agaricomycetes; Polyporales; Fomitopsidaceae
Exons: 4
Coding region: 38-958 (306 amino acids)
Biological process (GO): retrograde vesicle-mediated transport, Golgi to endoplasmic reticulum
Source: RefSeq, a predicted model, not a curated record
GCGGUGGCGGGCAUCCCCUCCACUCCUCGAAACCACCAUGUCCUCCGCCGCUGCAAAGGCUGAAGCUCGCAGGAAAGCUAUUCUCGCACGCGGCGGCGACCGCCUUGCGAGGCUCACGUCGUCUGCGCGGGGAGAGGACGCGUCGGCGUAUCUGCACGAUGACCCUCCGCUGGCACCGCUGCCCACGAAUAGGCCUACGCUAGAGAGAUUCGUCGGCGAAGAGACCAGCAUGCCAAGGCCCACGCCAACGUCGACAGCGGCUGCUCCCCGCCCUGCACCGAAACCACAGGCCCCCGGCACACGCGCUGGCACACAGUUGCCUCCCGCGCAAGAGGAACAAAUGAGACAGUUCCGUGAAGCCUUCGCUGCCGCUGCUGGUGGCUCAUUCCCGUCUUUGCCCUCUACUGCUCCGGGAGAGGACCCGCUAGCUGCCAUGAUGGCCAGCAUGUCGCAGCCUGGUGGCAUGCCUGGCAUGUCCGGCAUACCACAGCAGAAAGUCGCUGCUGCCAAACCCAAGACGCGUCUACAGAAACUCUUGCCAUUCGUUCACCUGACCGCUGCAUGGAUGCUCCUCAUGUACUUCGUGUUCUGGAGAGAGCCAGAGGCCUUCGAAAGCCGAACACAUCGUCUGCUGUCUGAUGACGUAUGGAGGCGGUGGGCAGAGCUAGGGUGGAAGAGUCCGAGCGAUGGUUGGGGAGUACAACCAGUGCCUUUCUUCUGGGCAUUCACUGCACUCACACUUGCUCUGCAUUCGUGGCGUAUAUUCUCUAGAGUGGAUGCGCCUCAACUGCCCAUGCUGCUGGCCCUUGCGCUGCCGCACCUUCCACCUCCAUUUCCAUCCAUCAUCACGAAUGGCUUAGCGUACCUCAAGAUUGGUAGUGUAUUCCUCGAUGAUAUUGCAGGGUUGCUGGUCGGGAUAGGAUUGUUCAUAUGGAUCGCGGCUUUAAUAGCGACUUGAAAUGAUGUCUGUAUCACGACUCCAACGACACACAGUCAGUGUAGAAUCACAUUAAUGCAGCUCCGACCUUGCAUGCAAUGGACUCUAUUACCGAUG